UAGAAACUCUUAAGCAAAUAGUUACGAUUGUCAAAGCGAUUUAGUUCUACCAAAAGGGAGGAUUACUUUAGAAAUGUGUUCAGGAAAGUCUUGAAUCUGUCAGAUUCAUUUUUCGCGUCAUCCUCAGGUGCGCGUACGUCACUUCCUGUUAUCGCCAUUUGCUAUCGGAAGAUAUAUUGACAAUUUUGUGUGUCAAAACAGCGCUCAGUUUAUAUUGGAUUUAUAUUUGUCAUACGUUUGGAUUAUCUGAAUUAUGAAAUGAAGAUCGUGUGUACAAAUAUCUAGAGAGAACAGGAGGAUGAGUUCAGAAAACACCACAGAGUCCAAUGGGGGCAACUCAAGUGUUGCCCCCUCGGUGACAUCAUCCAUCAUCAGUAAAAUAACAACAGCUAUGGUGUCUGACAUUACGACAGAGCCACUGGUGCCUAAUGGCACUACCAAUGCGACACAUCAACCUCUCAUCUUUCUACAAACCCAAGCUGCUCAGGGAAUUGCUGGAACCUUUGCUGUGGCAGCCAUACUUAUCACAUGUCAUCAGAUAUACCUUCAUCUCCGCUACUACACAUGCCCCAAUGAGCAGCGAUGGAUCGUGCGUGUGUUGUUCAUCGUGCCCAUCUACUCCUUCGACUCAUUUCUCAGUCUCAUGUUCUUCAACAAUGACAGUUACUAUGUCUACUUUGACAGUAUCCGAGAUUGCUAUGAAGCAUUUGUGAUAUACAGCUUCCUGAGUCUAUGCUAUGAGUACCUGGGAGGUGAAGGGGCCAUUAUGUCAGAAAUUAGAGGAAAGCCCAUCAGGUCCAGCUGGCUGUGGUGUACCUGUUGUCUGGCUGGCCGGCAGUACACAAUCGGUUUCCUCAGGUUCUGCAAGCAGGCCACUCUCCAGUUCUGCAUCAUCAAACCAGUGAUGGCCGUCCUGACUCUAAUCCUGCAGGCCUUCAGUCUGUACAAGGACGGAAACUUCUCACAUGGUGGUGGGUACCUGUACAUCACCAUCAUCUACAACAUCUCUGUGUCCCUGGCGCUGUACGGCCUCAUCCUGUUCUACAAUGCAACCAAGGAGCUUCUCAGCCCAUACGAGCCAAUCCUCAAGUUCUGCAUCAUCAAGUCUGUCAUCUUCUUGUCCUUCUGGCAGGGUGUUGUCCUGGCUAUCCUUGAGAAGACGGAAGUGAUCAGUCCAAUCUUUGCUGAAGGCAACCAGCUGAAAGUGGGAGUGGGUACGGUGUCUGCCGGAUGGCAAAACUUCCUCAUCUGUGCGGAGAUGUUCAUGGCUGCCAUCGCCCUGCGCUCCGCCUUCCCACACAGCAUCUACAGCUCUGCCCCUGCAGCCACCCACGGCCGCACGGUGUCCCUCCAGAGCAUCUCCUCCAGCCUGAAGGAAACCAUGAACCCCCGGGACAUCAUGCAGGACGCCAUCCACAACUUCCACCCCCAGUACCAGCAGUACACCCAACACGGCAUGAAGCCACCCAAGGAGGAUGAGUUCAACGAAUCGGGCGCCUGGCCACAUGACCCUUACCAGCGUGGACGACCCCAACAGAACGGAAAUGCCGCCCCUCCCCAACCUGGGCAGCAAACCACAGCCACGCCCAACAAGAACCGAUUUAAUGAAAAGACAACCCUUCUGAGUUCUGACGACGAGUUCCAGUGAAGAAUUGAUCGUCUCAAUGGCAGCUGACUGAUAAUGGACCAUUGUAGGCUGGCUGUUUCUGGGUAUCUCUUGGUUGUUACGUGAGACUCUCCCACAACUUACUCUGAGCAUGUGACUAAACAAUGUGUGUACCAAGCAUGCUCUGUCGGACAUUCUUUACACCAUAUAUGCUUGUAUGUCUCAAAUAAGUGUACGUCAUGACAGCAGAGCAAACUAACAGAACAUUUACUUGCUGUCUUAAUCAGCCACAGAGCUUGUCACAGCUAAUAACAAGUAACCCAAAUUUAUUUUUGCAAAGAAGUGAAUAUAUCCAAGCAUUGUAAUAUAGAAAGUUUACCGUGACAUAGCUUCAGAGUAGUAACUCAUUUCCAGCGUAGGUGUCACAACAAGUGGAGUGUUAACAGAGAUUACAAAUUUCUAUAUGAAAAAAAAUUCAGCCAACCCUAAAUACAAAGUAUAAAAGAUCUACGUUUUAUUGGGAACAGAAAUCUUGGUUCAUUGUGUAACAAUAUUGAACAUUCGAAUUCAUAUAUGAAUGGAUUAUCAUAUAUAUCUCACCCUGUACGCUUCAUAAGCUGGACUUUGAAUCCAACUAGCUGAGUCUGUCAUGGAAGUGACAUCCGUAUGUGUUAUUAUUU
Haliotis rubra (blacklip abalone) is the source of this 2286-nucleotide messenger RNA. RefSeq names its product transmembrane protein 184B-like. Gene Ontology annotation, biological process: transport. Lineage: Eukaryota; Metazoa; Mollusca; Gastropoda; Lepetellida; Haliotidae. Bases 299 to 1648 code for a protein of 449 amino acids. The transcript has 8 exons. The record is from RefSeq and is a predicted model, not a curated record. Gene Ontology annotation, molecular function: transporter activity.